Messenger RNA from Loa loa (African eye worm), 1766 nucleotides. RefSeq lists its product as hypothetical. Lineage: Eukaryota; Metazoa; Nematoda; Chromadorea; Rhabditida; Onchocercidae. Gene Ontology annotation, molecular function: calcium ion binding. Gene Ontology annotation, biological process: endoplasmic reticulum calcium ion homeostasis. The transcript has 9 exons. Gene Ontology annotation, cellular component: endoplasmic reticulum. The record is from RefSeq and is a predicted model, not a curated record. Bases 137 to 1495 code for a protein of 452 amino acids.
CUGGACACUGGGCAGAUUUGUAACGUUUUUGCAGUUCAAAGUUUUUUCAAAUUCACAUUCAUAUUUUGUUGACAAAUUUACUGGUUAAAGUCGUUUAAUAGUGACUAUUUUGUUUAAUUAAAAAUUUAUAGACGCCAUGAUGUGGCCGUCGCUUAUGAAUGGUCAGCUAACAAUAUGGAUGAUAGUUAGUGUUCAACUGCUGCGGUACAGUGACGGAGCCGCAGAGAUGGAUAACGAAUUUGCGGAAUUUGAAGAUAUGGAAGUAGAAGAUAUGAGUGAUCGAGAAUUUACCUUGAAGCCACACAGGGAACCUAACAAAGCCGCUGGGGACAAGUCAGCAGUCACCGAUGAUAGUGAUGAUGAUGAGUUUAUUGACGUAGAUGAAUUUUCGAAGCCUAUAAAAGAAACUCAUCCGCAAAGGACUGAAUCAGAAGCCUCGCCACAGCUCAGAUUUGCUGACGUGCCGGCUCAUUUUCGCUCGAACUGGGCAUCAUAUCAGGUGGAAGCUUUAGUACUGUCAAUUCUGGCAGUUUAUAUGUUAAAUUACAUUUUUGGUCGUAUCAAAAAUCGAAACAUUGCAAACAAAUGGUUUAUGGAUGUAACCCCAUUUCUGGAAGAACAAUUUACACUAGUAGGAGAUGAUGGUACAUCAGAGGACUUGAGAGAAGGUCACAUCCAUAAAGAAACUGAUUCUGUUUAUACUAUUUGGUGCUCAGGUCGAGUUGGCUGUCAGGGAAUAUUAAUUACUUUGGAAUUGUUGAAACGGCAGGAUUUAAUCCAUGUUGUCAUGAAUUUUAUUCGUCCGAAGCAAGAUAAAGUUAUAAUACGUAUCGAUGUGGACAACAAUGAGAUGGAUUCAUUUGUGUUUGCUAUUGGACAACGAAAAUCAGUGACCAAAGCAGCCAAAGAAAAGAUGGACCUUAGUUUGUUCACAGUAGAACGAAAGGGAGUGGAUAGAUUAGGACUUCCGUCCUCGAUUGUGGUUUAUGCAGAAAUGUUUGAAGCUGUUAAUGCAAUUAUCGACCCAGUGAUUUUAUCAGUGUUUCGAAAAUACGAAAGCGCCAUUGAUUAUUUCCACUUUUCAGAUCAAUAUUCUGGUUAUAAACCUUCGGAUGGUGAAUCAUUUACACGGUUACCAGAAACGAGUCGAGUGCUGUUUUUCGCUUUCAAAAUGAGCAAUAAUAUGGCAGAAAUUGACGCGUUGUUACGAAUGGUAUUUCACUGUUUCGAAAAAAUAAGGCGUUAUCGACUUUCAAGAGAAGGCAAAUUAAAGGCGGAUAAAAAGCGUCAAAGCGUGCAGGAAGCCUUCCUAAAAACAACACACCAGGCAAGACAGGAAGCAGCUCAAGCUCGUCGGGAAGAAAAAACAAGAGAACGCAAACAACGCCUUCUAGAGGAGGAAGAUCCCGAAAAGCAACGAAGGCUAGAAAAACUAGAACAGAAACGUGAUAUGAAACUGCGGCAGCCAAAAAUGAAACAAUUAAAAGUCAAAUGAAGAAGCAGUACUAUUCGAAUUUACUUACCGACAAAGAUGAGAAAAUAUUUAGUAAACUAAAGAAAAUCUAUGAAAUGACAUCUUUGUUCACGGGUGCCAUUAUUUUACUUUUCCAUUUUGUUAUCUAAAUGGUUGCUUUGCUAGGCAUGGUGAUGGUAGUCAUUUUAAAAACUUGAAUGAACAGAAAAGAGAAGAAUUUUAGAGGAUUAGCUUCCCAAGUUACUGGUAGUAUGUAUUGACAGCGUGAAAAUCUGUAUACCCUCCCAGUAAA